UUGUGCAUUCCAGAACACAUCCACAAAAUCUUUAUUGAUGCCGGCAUGCUGCUAAACAAUUAACCCUAACCGGGCUCAGUCUAUGGCUUCUAGGCCUAGAUAGAACCCCAAAUGAUUGUUAAUACUCAUCUCUUUGGUAGAACAUGCUUUUUUAGAGGAUAUGAAGACUAGUAGCUCUUAUGGAAACGGAAGCCACAAUCGACACGCAAUAUCUCGCCAAUACCAGAAUAUACCUCAAGUUAUUAUAAGACCAGUUACAGCCCCUGGGAAACAUAUCAACAAGUCAUCAAAGCCUUUCACUCCAUCUCCACCAAGAUGCACUCCAAGCCCAUUACCACGGAGACCAAAUACUACUGUGGGUUUCUACGAACUUCCUAUCAGUACAUAUACCAGGCCAAAGUCAGCUAUUUGUGCCACAGAAAAUGCAAGUAAUUCUGAAACUACUCCGAGGACCAACUCCCCAAGAAAAGGCAAAGGGAAAAGAAGUCAAAAAAGUGAACGAAAACCAAAGAAAUCUACCCAUAUUGCAUGGGAUGGUGAUCCCAGAGCUGAUGAUCUAAGACGAAAUGAAUUAUUCACUCCAAUAAGACAACCAAGAAAAGAUACAUUCUUUGAUGCAAAUGGGAAUCAAAUUUCUGAAGCCCAAUACUGGAUAACGAGAACUCAAAAAAGGAGGUCAGCAAUGAAGGGAAUGCCACUAGUACCAGGCUCCAUCUCCACCAUGGUCACCUUUGAGGAGUCAGAUAAUGAUGAUGAUGACAAGGCAGCAGAUGAUGUGCAGAUUACAAGAGUACCUAGCUUUGCAGAUGUUGUUCUUUCUGAUGAAAGUUCUGAUUUUGAGACAGACCUGGAGGAGGAUUUUCCAGUGAAACCACGGGUGUUUGAUCCAUCUGGCAAGAAUUCUUAUAUAAAGCUAUGCAAGGAAAAAGAUUUGGUACCAGUGACCUUUCUUACAGAAAGGUUAAAGGAACCUGGAAUUGUUAUGCGACACCAUGGACUAGGAGCAGAAGGGACCCUAGCAAUAGCUAAAUCUCUCAUGAAAAAUACCUACACUGAAAAUCUGGACCUGACUGACAACUAUAUUGGGGGUCCUGGGGGAAUGGCCCUCGCCGAGAUGCUAUAUGACAACUGCUUCAUCACUGAAAUCGACUUAUCAAUGAACUUCAUACGCUCUGAGGGAGGUUUGGCCUUUGCCAAAAUGCUGCACAAAAACCAGUCCUUAAGAAAGCUAGUACUUAGAUCCAACCAUUUAACAGACAAGGAUGCAAAGGCUUUUGCUGAAGCCUUGAAGGAGAACAGAACACUGAUUCACCUUGACCUUAGUCAUAACGAGAUUGGUGAGAUGGGUGGGAUCUUCCUUGGUGCAGGCGUGGCAUCUAACUACGGGCUCAAGCACUUGGAUCUCAGCUGGAAUUGUAUUCGAUUUAAGGGAGCUGUAGGAAUGGCUCAGGCAUUGAAGACAAACGACUGCUUGACACACUUCAAUAUGUCAUGGAAUGGGCUUUCACUACUGGGAUGCGUUGCCCUGGGAAGAUUCCUUAAGAGGAACGAAGCACUGAAAGAGCUUGACAUAAGCAACAAUCGCAUUGGUCUUCUUGCUACCCAGAAACUUGCACAAGGAAUCGCUGCCCAUCCUAAUCUUACUGCCUUAAAGGUUGGCAAGAAUCCCAUAGGUGAUGGUGGAGUUGAGUGUUUGCUGAAUGUCAUCAAAGCCCAUGACAAACUCAAGUACCUAUCCUUGGAGGACAUAACCGUAUCUCCAAAAGUUUUUGACGAAAUAAAGGAGCUGGAAAAGGAGCGUGGAGUCACAAUCAUCACCGGUGGUAUUGGUGGCUACAAAAGGCCCAAGGAAAUGCCACCGGGUAUGCGCAUCUUGUUAAACUUCAUCUCAGAGAAUCGGUUACGCUUGAUUGACUGGUUCAACCAGUUUGACAAGGACCACAGCGGAGGUAUCUCCAGAGAAGAGUUCAGCAAAGGCCUGAAAGAAACUGGUCUUGUCAUGACGAAGAGGCAGCUGGACCGGCUUAUGGAGUACAUUGAUAUCAAUAAUGAUGGAGAAAUCGAGUACAGUGAGUUGCUCCGAGGGCGCGAGAUGACGAUCCAGGAACUUCGGGAAGAGAGGAAAAUCGAGGAGCGCAACAAGCGUAUCGAAGAAGAGCGUAUGCGGCUCCCGAAGCUAGAGGGCUACGACUACGACUUGAUGUAACGAUGAUAAAUACGAUUACGACUUGAUGUAGCGAUGCUAAAGAUGAUUACGACUUGAUGUAGCAAUGUCAAAGACGAUUACGACUUGAUGUAACAAUGCCAUAGACGACUAUGACUUUAUGUAUCCAUGGUAAAGAUGUCGUCACGUGGAGACCACCACUUACUGUAACGAUAUCCUUACGUGGUGACUACUAAGACAUAAUGUUACCAUGGGAACGAUGCCAUCACGAAAGGACUACUACGACUUAAUGUAACGAUGCCAUCACGCGGACAGACCGCUACGACCUGAGGUAGCGACGCCAUCACGCGGAGUAGAGCUAGUGGGGUGGGCUAGGUACGAGGUCGCUGCCUUCACCUGUUAAAAGAGAUUACUGUAGGGGUUAGGGAUUGUUAGUGAUACUCCGUGGUGUAAGGGGGUCAUUUUUUCAACCUCUUCUUCUGUGUUUUUUAACCCCCCACCCCCACAUUCCUCACACCGAAUAAUCCGAUUAAUCUCACAGAGGGGUCAUCUAGCCCCUAUAGCUCCCCCUCCCUUCCUCAGGCCAGUAUUGGUCACACUGUAUUCACACGCACAUUCAAGCAUCUCGGCCUUUGUUAGGUGAAUGGCCUUGUGCAGUGAAUCGUACAAGAAGCGCAAUCAGUAUAUCUGCCCCAGAACCCUCCGCGUCUUCAUUAUAAAAAGACUAGUUCACUUACUCAUACUUGAACACAGCACCUUCGUCCAUACGCUAAGCACGUAAAAGUAUCUUUAUAAACAUGGGACAUGGAACUGAAAUGGUGAGUAUUUAUAUUUGAUAUAACUAGAAAAAGUUAUAUUUAAAUGUUUAUAGUAGUAUUAGGAUUACAGUUUUAUUGCAUAGAUAGUUAAAAGUAGAUUAGAUAACUCUAGAAUAAAUCCAAGGAAAUAAAAGUGUAAACAUG
This is a messenger RNA of Nematostella vectensis (starlet sea anemone), 3126 nucleotides long. RefSeq names its product leucine-rich repeat-containing protein 74A. The transcript has 17 exons. Lineage: Eukaryota; Metazoa; Cnidaria; Anthozoa; Actiniaria; Edwardsiidae. Gene Ontology annotation, molecular function: protein binding; calcium ion binding. The coding region runs from base 161 to 2206 and encodes 681 amino acids. The record is from RefSeq and is a predicted model, not a curated record.